AUGACGGCCAGAUUGAGGAGCCAGUUGACCCCAGGCCCAGCGGCCGUCCCUCCCUCCUGCCAACUGGCUCGCCUCGUCGCCCUGGAACACCGCCGUGCCCGGCUUCGUGCUUCGUGCUUCGUGCACCCCCGGCACUGCACCGGUCUGCCACCACGGCCACACGCCCAAGUCCCUCCCUCCUGCCAACUGGCUCGCCUCCUCCGCCAGCGACGGCCACUUACCGGCUCCGGCCAAGGCGUGGGUGGCCGGCCCGUCGACCGCUCGCACUCUGUCGGAUUCAACCAAGUCCCGUUCGAUGCACAACUGGUCGCUCUGCCUUCACGCUCGUCGCACCAGGGGGGUCCCUGGUGUAUCGGAGCCAUCCCCCUCUACCGCCCCGGCGCUGCCGGGUUCGCUAAUGGGGGUGUUUUCACAAAUCGAGCCAAGGAUCGGGCUGACGCUCAGCGACUCGUAGCAACAAGGCUACUUGACCGCUUACACGACCCGCUUGGUCACAUCAGUCGUCUGCAGAGGAUUCAUCCCCGCGCGAGGUGA
Pestalotiopsis fici W106-1 is the source of this 534-nucleotide messenger RNA. RefSeq lists its product as uncharacterized. The transcript has a single exon. The record is from RefSeq and is a predicted model, not a curated record. Lineage: Eukaryota; Fungi; Ascomycota; Sordariomycetes; Amphisphaeriales; Sporocadaceae. Bases 1 to 534 code for a protein of 177 amino acids.